AUGCGGAAUGACCUUGUCCCUCGACCGCCCCAACGACUCGGGUAUGACGAGGAAGACGAAGUUUCCUUUUUUUUCUUUCUCUCACCUCCAUGGCUUAUCAAAACGACACAAUACGCGAUUACUAUUGUUUGGAAUUUAUCGCAUCAUGUGUCCUCUCAGAUACGAAGAGAGGCUUGGACUUUCAGGUGGCUGGCAGACUAUGCCGAGUUCGAGAAAUUAGUUGUGAGCAUUCAUUGUUAUGCCCGAUCGAAAUUUUCGAGUCCAGUUACGGUAAUUGAUCCAUUUCUUGAUAACGGAUUCGGAUCUGAGGCACCUAAUUCCAAUUUUACGAUGGAUGUCUACCUAUCAGAUUCUACUUGUCGUCAAUGGAAGUCCGAACACAACAUGCAUACAGAAAGACGAGAUCCUUAUGGAACAAAACAAACACCACCUUUAGACCACAAUCUAACCCGACCGAAUGCAAAGAAAGACGCCAACAAUAACAACACCAACAGCCAAAAGCGCGAAUGA
Molecule: messenger RNA, 510 nt
Organism: Acaulospora morrowiae
Lineage: Eukaryota; Fungi; Glomeromycota; Glomeromycetes; Diversisporales; Acaulosporaceae
Source: the annotation of a GenBank genome assembly